Molecule: messenger RNA, 1175 nt
Organism: Magnolia sinica
Lineage: Eukaryota; Viridiplantae; Streptophyta; Magnoliopsida; Magnoliales; Magnoliaceae
Exons: 5
Coding region: 62-733 (223 amino acids)
Source: RefSeq, a predicted model, not a curated record
GAAGGUUUUCUCUUUCAGCCGACUCCUUUUCCUUUCCAAUUUCUCUUUCCUUCUCUCUCUCAUGGAAGAAACCUCGAAAGACGGAGUCGACUCAGUGCAGUCGAACGAUGCGGCGAUCUCGGAGGAUUUUCUAGCAGCAGAGAUUCUGAUGCAGCUCUCGGAGCGGAAGCCGACUCCGAAGCCGCUGCGGUGGGGUUUCAGACAGCCGAGGUCGAGGCAGAUAUUGAGGAGCGGAGUCUUACAAGCGAAGGAGAUGGAAGCGAGCCGAGCGAGAGCAAGCCCGACGACGCCGCUGUCUUGGAGCGGCGGCUCGUCGGGCAGCGCCGACGGCUGCGAAGAGUUGAGCCGGUCUCGGAAGCGGCUUGCGGGAGUGAUCGACGACGAGAAAUCCAAGAUUACUGUAAACGAAGUUACCCCACUGAGGUUAAGCAUCAGAAGGACAAAAAAGAAGACGUAUGCUGAAUUGAAGAAAGAGGUGGAUAUGUUGUUGUUGGAGAAGUCCAACUUGAAGAAGGAGUUUGAAAGUCUUGACAAUGCUUGCAAAGAUCUGAGGGUGAAGAAUGAGGGCUUGAAGAAACUGCAGUUGAGUUUGGAGAUUCCAACACCAAACGAAAUGACGAAGGCAGCAUUGGAUGCUUCAGCAAAGGCCCACUUGCAAUUCGAUCUUAAUCUACCAGCUCCAGAGGAGGGCGAGGCUGCUUUGGGCUCCGAUGACAUCUAUGGGAUGAGCUGAGAUCCAGCGGUUGAGUGUUGUGGUUCGAAUGAGUUGAGAUUCAAAGGAUCUCUACUUAUAUGAAUAACGACCAACCCCUAACAUUAACCCACCAGGGGCAAGCAAGCAAGCGGAAGUCAAGUGUAUAUACAUGGGCCUGUAACCUUUCCCCGAGUAGUCUUGAGGGGCUUUUGGACGGCUCAGGAAAGUCCAACGAAUGAAGAUUCCCAAAGAGAGGUCCUUCCUGACUUUCUGGUUUUACUAAUUCCUUAUUUUCUUCCUCAUACAUAAUGUGAUUAUUAUUAUUACUAUUGUUAUUAUUACUGGACGGGGACCUCGGAGGCUCAUCUGUUGCAAUUUUGUCCAUGUCACCUAACCAGUCAGUUACGUGGUUUACUCUUCCUUGAUAUUCUUGUAGGAUUUUGUGAUGCUGAAGUAAUAAAGUUAUGCUUUUCUUCUUUUC